AUGACGGGGUCAUUAGCUGUGGAAGCCAGUGAACGAACGCCUCUUCUGCGGCCACGGCGCAGUGUCGAAUCUCUGAAAGAUGUUACUACUAUUUCGACUAGAGAGCUAAGCAGAAAUGGAGAAGACAUCCCGCACAGAAAAGCCGCCGUCGACGAAGAAGCACCACCAGAGCGCGACGCCGACGCCGCACCCACAGAACCCAAUGCCUCCAUCACUCGCAUCAUCUCCGUCCUCCUAAUCGGCGGCUUCAUCUCCAACGCCGACGGCUCCCUUCUCCUCGCCACCCACCCCGUCAUCGCCUCCGAAUUCAACGCCCUCGAUGCCUCGACCUGGCUCCUUACCAGUUUUUCGCUGGCGUCGUCGGCAACGCAGCCACUGUAUGGAAAGUUGAGCGAUAUCUAUGGGCGGAGAACGCUCUUGGUGGUUGCUUAUGCUUUGUUCGCUGUCGGAUUAGUGCUCGUCGGCCUAGGCACACGAAUGUCCCAUCUCAUCCUCGGACGCAUCAUCUCGGGCAUGGGCGCCUCGGGCAUGACCGUCCUCGUCUCCAUCGUCAUAACUGAUCUCCUGCCGUUGCGAGACGUAGCGUCCUGGCGCUCGUACGUCAACAUUGUUUCCACGACCGGACGCAGUAUUGGCGGUCCGUUGGGGGGUGGGUUGACUGACACUGUGGGUUGGCGGUGGUCCUUCCUCCUCCAACUCCCCUUCGCACUCCUCGGCAUCUUCCUCAUCCUCCUCACUCUCCCCUCCGACACCACCCACAACGCCUCACUAGACCCAGACCCAGAACCCAAAUCCCAAAGCAAACUCGCCCGCAUCGACUUCGUAGGCGCCACCCUCAUGACGCUUACCAUUCUCUCCUUCCUCUUCCCCCUGGAACUCGGCGGCGUCAAGGUGCCGUGGUCGCACCCGUUGAUUCCCGGGCUAGUGGGCGGAGGGUGCGUUUUUGGAGGGCUGUUCCUGGUGAGCCAGGCGUGGUGGGCGAGGGAACCGAUUUUUCCGGUGGAGUUGUUGAGGGUUGGGGAUUUUGUGAGGAGUGUGGUUGUUAUGGCGUGUUUGAUUGCGGGGCAGAUGGGGAUGAUGUCCGCCGUGCCCCUUUACUUCCAAAUCACGGCCCACGCCUCCAACAGCGUAGCAGGCGCGCACCUCGUCCCCGCUGUGGUAGGCAACGCCAUUGGCGGCGUCCUAGCCGGCGCGGUGAUAAAGCGGACCGGAAACUACAAACCCCCGAUCCUCCUCUCCACCCUCUCCGCCUCCCUCUCCUACCUCCUCCUCCUCCUCCGCUGGCACGGCUCUACCUCCUUCCUCGAAUCCCUGUACAUCAUCCCCGGCGGAUUCGGCUCCGGCAUCGCGCAAUCCGCCCUCUUCAUCAGCGUGCAAGCAGCCAUUCCGAACCAGUACAUGGCCGUAGCGGCGUCGGCGUUGUAUCUGAGCGCGAGCGUGGGGAUGAUGGCGGGGAUGGCAGGGGCGGCGGCUGUGUUGCAGGGUGUGGUGAGGGGGAGUUUGGGGAGGCGGUUGGGGGAGGGUGGGUUGGGGUUGGGGAUGGGAGAGAUUGUCGACAAGGCUACUUCGGACGUGCGGUUUAUUGACCAUGCGACGCCGCGGAUUGCGGCUUUGGUGGUUAAGGCUUAUGUGGAGGCGUUGGCGUGGACGCAUGGUAUGCUUCUCCUCGUUCCAGCUCUAACGGCAGCUUGA
Messenger RNA from Westerdykella ornata, 1692 nucleotides. RefSeq names its product MFS general substrate transporter. The record is from RefSeq and is a predicted model, not a curated record. Gene Ontology annotation, molecular function: basic amino acid transmembrane transporter activity. NCBI's taxonomy places the organism in Eukaryota, Fungi, Ascomycota, Dothideomycetes, Pleosporales, Sporormiaceae. The transcript has 7 exons. Gene Ontology annotation, biological process: basic amino acid transport; transmembrane transport. Gene Ontology annotation, cellular component: fungal-type vacuole membrane. The coding region runs from base 1 to 1692 and encodes 563 amino acids.